AUGGCUACGUCAAGCUUAAAUCCAAAAAUUGUUGUCCUGGAGGUCCCAACCGAGGCAGGGACUCAUUGGCCGGGUCAGUCAAAAGCACCCGAAGCUCUCAAAGAUGCCGGACUGGUACAGAAGCUCCAGAAGAUAGGAUAUGAAGUCUUGAAUUUCAAUGCUCUUGAUGAGGUAGAGCAUUGGCUCCCAACAGAUAUCUUGAAUGGCGUCCGCAAUGAAGAGAACACUAUCAAAGUGAUGAGAAAGGUCGCAGCUGCUGUUUCAUCCGUGAAUUCAUCCCACGAAUUUCUUUUAGUGUUGGGAGGCGAUUGUUCAAUUGAGGGUGGUGUGCUUUCUGGGCUUAAUACUGUUCAUCUUCACGACCGCAUUGGCCUCCUUUAUUUCGAUGGGGAUGCGGAUCUUACUCUCCCCACUGACGAUGGCAUAGAAGGCAUGACCGGAAUCCUCGACUCGAUGGUUAUCACCCAUCUUACGCAUCGAGAUGGAGGCUUGGAAAGCAUGAAGAGCUUUUCAAAACCUGACGGAUCUCCACUUGUGACCAAUGAGAAUAUUGUUCUCUUUGGUCUAGACCCCAAUCAGCCAAGUGCUGAGCACUGGACUUUCCUUGUAGAAGGAGGAUUCAAGGUCUUUUCACGUCCCACGGUGAGCAAAAACCCAACGAAAGCCGCGGUAGAAGCUUUGACGUGGCUCGAGUCCAGGGUUGACAAAAUUGUCGUUCAUUUCGAUCUGGACGUUAUCGACACUGGGCAAUUCCCAAUUGGUAACUACCCUCACUAUGCAGGCCUGGAGUUUGAUGAAGCUAUGACGGCUUUGCGGGUGUUUGCGGGAAGCGAAAAAGUAAUGGGGCUGGUUGUAACAGAGGUGAAUGCCAACAAUGACCCUAGUGGGAAGAUGCUUGAAAUGCUUGUGGAUGGCAUUGUUAAUGCGUUCUCUAAGAGGCUGGCAGUCAGUAUGACUCUCUCUUUCUGCACUUAUUCUGCUCAUCCACUCUACCUCUAG
Messenger RNA from Penicillium lagena, 999 nucleotides. RefSeq lists its product as uncharacterized. NCBI's taxonomy places the organism in Eukaryota, Fungi, Ascomycota, Eurotiomycetes, Eurotiales, Aspergillaceae. Gene Ontology annotation, cellular component: cytoplasm. The coding region runs from base 1 to 999 and encodes 332 amino acids. Gene Ontology annotation, molecular function: manganese ion binding; arginase activity. The record is from RefSeq and is a predicted model, not a curated record. The transcript has a single exon.